AUGAUGUAUAAGCUAUUGAACCCCUUUAAGAGUAACCGAAACUCCAAGGUCAUCAUUGAUAAUGAUGACGACGACGAACUACCAAUUGAGAAACCUCCUCCAAGAUUGAAGCUCGUACGAAGGUCAAAAUCCACUUCGGUAUUACGACACCACACUAAGGGGAAAGUCAUUGGUCCCGGUAGUAAACAACAACAACAACAACAACAACAACAACAACAACAGCAGCAGCAAACGCAAACUCCCGGUGACACGUAUCAAUUUGAGGAUGAUAGCCAUACACCACCCCCUUUGUUACUUCUGAACAAUUCUACUCAAACAUCGCUUUCUUUCGCUGACUUUCUAUUAACCUUCAAUACCAACACCUCGUUGAUCAACCAAACAGACACGUUGAGAGAGCAACAGGAGAAACUCCGCAAAGAACGUGAAGAUGAGCUACUCCGUAUGAAAAAUGGCGGCGAACAUCGGAACUGGAUUACUUCGAAUCAGACUUCUCAAGAACAUUAUCAACAUCAGCUUUUACUUAUGAAUGCCACCAGAAGGAAGUCAGAUGUAGAAAAUAAUACCAUUAACAAUAUUAAUAAUCUCAACAAAAGACGGCUUUUAAAUAGAUAUCUGAUGGUAGAAACAUCUUCAUCACUAUAUCCCACUCCAGACGAUUCUCCUGUUCAAAUGAGAAACGGAGAAGGAGGAGGAGGAGGAAUUGCCCCGAAUGUCGACACACUUGGUUUACGGUCUUCUUCCUCAGUGUACUUAUCUGAUCUUCCUAAUCCUCCGGCGAAGAGGAACACAAGCCAACAAUCUUCAAAAUAUCUGAGUGACUUGGAAGCCGUAAAGAAAUCUGGCAAUACGGCGUAUUUUCGAAGAACAAGUGCCAAUGCGGCCAAAUGGAUGUCUCAGAUCGAUCCGGUUCUUCAGGAAGCUCAAUUGAAAGAUCAAAUAGUUCAAAGGACUGUUAGCGAUGGUUCUGAUUUUGAAGGUACCAAACCUUUAAGAAUAAAAAAGACUCUUGACCCUAAGACUCUGGUUCAUCCGUCUUCCGUUUCACCAAAACACUCCAUCAAGAGAAGACCACCUCCAGAUUUAGUAAUGCCAGAAGAUGAACAACCGAAUACGAUUAUUCAAUCUCCCUCAGUUCCAUCUCAUUCAGAACGAGACAUAGCAAACAUGCCACAUCCUAAUAUUACUGAUGAUGCCACUAAUUCUGAACGAUCUACUCAAGAUGAACUCCUUAAUUCUACUACUUAUUUUCGUUCUAAAGCCGUAUCAGAUUCCACUAUGAGGUCUUUUCUGGAAGAGAAGACCGACAUUGAGAGCCAAGGUGCUGUAGAUUCAAUACUUAACAAGUAUAAAGAUGAAUCGCCUCAAAAUCAAAAUCAAGACGACUUCAGGUUUACUACUACUAAUACUACUUCAGCAUAUGACAACAUUGAGGAGAUUCCUCUUGAAGAUAUGACUCCGACAACUGGAACCCCAACCAUUGUUACUACUGCCGACCAAGUAACCAACAACACCCCAGCAUUAUCUAUGCAGUCAAUGAAACUGCCUAUUCGGUUGAAUUUAGGAGGAGGACAUACACCAUUGGACAAUUUACACCUACAGUCACUUCAAUCCAGUCCUUUGAAGCCUCCUAGUGCAAUUUAUAGCAAGGAAAGUACCGCAUCUAAUUCAGCAGCGUCUUCAAUGGUUGCUGUUAAAGACGGCAAAUUGGGUCAUUUCCCUCAUACUCCUUUGAAUUUAGGCUCUCCUUCCACUAGCUCAAGUAAAAGUAUUCGAAAUCAACAAGAUAAUAAAGAUAUCUUCGCUAUAGAUGAUUCUGGUGAUGUUACAGAAACAAAUAUAGGUAACAAAGAUUUGCUUUUGGUCGACAAAGCCAAUGAACAACCACCUUCCGAUAAGAAACAGCUUUCGUUGACUGAACUGAAACUUAGUGACUUAAAAAAACAUGUUACUCGAGGUUCGAACUCGUUAGGAAUCGAAGGAACAUUGUUAAACAAAGACUUGCUUUCCACAGUUCGUCCUGUGCUGUACCUGGAAUACUCAAGGUCGGUGUCAUCUUCAAAAGAGCAAACCAAACGAUCUUCGGCAGAUUUCCACCCUAAAAUACAUCCAAGAGGUGGACUGGACUUUCAUCCUUCCAGACCUGCUCCUCCACCGCCAAUCACAGGAGGGAGCAGGGUCUAUGGCAAAGACCGAGCUCGUCCGCUUUCAAUGAGUGCAGCAUCAACAAGUAACAUAAAGGCAGUGAAGAAUAAUGAAGCCAUAGAUCACGACAAAGCAGAUGCAACUUUGGUCAAACCAGUGAAGAUUCCACAAGCUCCUGUCCAGUCUCCAAUUCCAAAGCCUGAAAUCUCAAACACUUCUAUUCGUGGUAUUGCUCCUGAAUUAGACAUAGAUAAACUGUUUCGAACAGACCAAAAUAAAGAUAAUAAGUUAUUAUUAGAUGAAGGUCCGGGUGUUGGUAGACUGAGAAAUAAUGAUACAAGUGAUUCCUUUGAACAUGAUUAUUCAACAUCACGAUUAAGUGCCAAAAGCUUUUUAUCUGUUGAAAAGCCUAUCUUAGAGGCAGUCGAUGAUGAAGAAGGUCAACCAUUAACCACAGUUUCUACUUCAAGCGAACUGUCUGUGGGGGGCCACGAUGAUUCAGGCUCGUUAAAUCCACGGGAUCAUAACAAUAUAGCAGCACAGACUGCUUCAGGUUCAGAGUUUCUUUCUCGAUUACCUUCUAUAAGAGAAAUUCUUUCUGGUAGAGGCAAGGGUGCAGAGAGUUCACCACAAUCAUUAAGGAGCUCCCACAAACAAGAUGAUGAUUUCGUUGGCGUAAGAGGUGAUAAGCAGGCUCAAACAUUCUCCACGUUGAAUGAAGAUGAAUUCACUACUCCAUUACAAACUCUUCAGUUUGCUGAGAGUGAAAUGAGCAAGAGAGCCCAACAGGAAGACGAAAGUAAAGAAAUUGAUGAACAAGAGUUGGGUAGGAAGUCAUCAUCAACAAUGAAGAUUAUCACUUCAAAGGCCAGAGAGUUGAUGACUGGAAAUAAUCUGCAUAAUACUUUUAAAGAAUCUUCAAUGAAUAUUGAGCCGGAAAGAGUCGAGCCAACAGACGCUCCAACAGACGCUUUAGCCAAUGAACCACGUGAUCAUCAAGCUGUUGGAGUGGAAUCUUCAAAUGAUAAGUCAGUAAGAAGACAUAAAAAUCGGAUUGUUAUACCUGGUGCUUUUGAAGCUACUGAUUAUGAAACUGACGACUCUCUGAAACAGAAUUCAAAUACCAGAGACCAUGAAUUCAUAACUCUGACCCCAAGAGUGGAAUCCCAUGAUCUUGAUGAUGUCAUUAAAAGUACCCAAGAGAUAUCUCCCAUUGUGAAUACAACUAUUGCCGACAAUACGUUUUAUGAAGAUGCAAUUGAAGAUCCUGGAAACAUUCCGCAGGUGAACAAUAUAACUUCAGCAAUAAGUGUAUUGCAAGACCAGAGAAAGAGUAGCGCAGAAACUGGAAGCAAGCCAAGUGGUUUGGAAUCAAUUGAUGGUGAUAAGUCGGUCGAUAAGUCACAAUCCACUGAUAAAGAUAACUCCUUCAGAUUCGAAGAGAGCCCUCCAUCUCCUUCAUUUAUCAAGUCAUUUGCAGGUGAGAGAACUCCACUGAAGGAUUGGCAGAAGCCAGCUACUCCUCAGGAGACAUUCUAUUCUGAUUCCGACUCUGAUAAUGUUACCCCCAACAACAAUAAGAAGGUUCCAUCAUCACCUACUUAUAUUAAGUCCAAGGUUGCCAAAAGAAGCACGGCUUUGCCUGAUACGAAGGCCGUUCCUGCAAUUGAAGUCCGUGGACCAAAGAAUAAUAAAGAUGAAGCUCGAAAAAGCAAAAGUACACCUAAUAGUAAUGAUAAUAUUAAGAUUAACACCCACAAGAAUCUACCACUGAUUCCUGGCCAGUUAUUGGACGCCAUAUCCGAAGUACUGUCUUUGCAGCAGUCGAACACACGACUUUCCUUAGAAAAGGAGAGUAAAGAUGAUAAUAAAGAAGUUAACGGAACCAAAACUAUUUCCAAUAAGUCAAGUGUUGUAUCAGGUGCUGUUGGAACCGUUGGAGCUGGAGCUGUUGGGACUGGAGCUACUGAAGAAGAUUAUACUCCUUCAUAUGCUUCUAUGAAAACCAAACAACACACCAAUCCCAAACCCGAUGGUUCUUUAGUGUCUGAAGUGAAUAGAUCAUCCAAUUCCCUCACACCAAAAUUAAGGAGCAUUCUUACUUUCCCCUCAAGAAGUAAGAGUCAGAGUCAGAGUCAGAACAGCCAGACAAUUCAACUGGAAGUAUCCAAUGAUGAAUCAUCUACCAAAAAGGUAGCUAGGAUCAAGAUCCAUAAAGUACAUCCAAGAAAGCGGUAUUCUGAUUCCUUUGUUCAUCUGAAAUCUUGGGUAGGAGGUGAACGUGACCAUGAACUAACCACCACCACCUUUAUAUCUCCUUCUUCUACCACAAAGAUUCCACACCGAUCUGCCAGUUCCAGGAACUCUCUUGAAUACGACACCAAAGAACAGGAGAAGAAGAAGAAGAUCAAAAUCAAGAGAAAUUCGUUGAAUGAACUUACGACACCCAAUCUCAGCAAGUUAAACCUGCGUGAGUUCACCAGGAACACAACUUCUAGAGAAGCAGCUUAUGAUAAUGAUUGGAAAACAACACAAGGCCAAGGUCAAGGUCAUGGUCAAGAUCAAACACAAUUCUCACUGUCCCUGGCACUGAAUUCUAAACCAAAGGAGUUGUUGUCUAAAGUUGUUGAUGUAGCCAAAAGAGUUCCAUCCAUUUCCAAAAAGAGUACCACAGCUUCUAAACAUCAUCAAGCUUCAGCUUCAGUUGAUGAUUGGAAUGCUUUAGAAAGAGACCUGAGUAAAACGGCUACUCUUGUCACAGGAUCUUUGUACGACCAUCUGGAUAUUAUACGGGAAGGUCAACCUCAGAUUCCUAGUAGAUCUGAUACUUGUGAUACUUCCAGUGAAUCUACAACUUUUGGUAUUGCCCAUACAAUUCCCAUGAAGGGGUAUUCCAGACCAAAGAAUACAAACCACUGGGAAGGUAAUCCAAGAGAAGAAGAAUUGUACAUUGGUUUAAGUAAGAAGGCUAAACCAGAUAAUAAGACUUCUUCACUGAAAAGUUCUGCUGAUUAUACUCCAAAGCUUGUUGAAAUCAGAGCGAAUAAGUAUAACAAAAAACCAAUUAUAUCUUCCCAUGGCUCUUCGAAAGACGCUUCUGUAUCCACUGCUGCAGGUGAUAAACUGAACCAUAAAUGGGCCCAUGAGAACUUCUUAUCUGGUGAAGAAGAUCAACAUCAACAUCAAGAAAUAACCUCAAAAAGUGCAACAGGAAAACCUGCAAAACCUUCCAAAACUUCAAGUGAUCCUUCCGUUGACGAUUUGCUUGUAACAGUCAUCAACAUUCGAGAUAAAGCUAAAUCAAGGAUUAUCGCCCGAUCUGCAGUCGAGAAACUAAAGAAACAUCCCAGUGUUCUCUUCCUGGUUAAAGCCAUAUUUAUUGAUGCCACCACUGGAGACAUUCUUGAUGACCAAAGGAAUGCCAUUGAAUUUAAUGAAAGAAUGAUUCCUGCUGCUUAA
Molecule: messenger RNA, 5601 nt
Organism: Lizanozyma spartinae
Lineage: Eukaryota; Fungi; Ascomycota; Pichiomycetes; Serinales; Debaryomycetaceae
Exons: 1
Coding region: 1-5601 (1866 amino acids)
Source: RefSeq, a predicted model, not a curated record